AUGACAACACAGCUCCUGGCUUCCGAGCUCACAAACCUCAUCCAGGAGAGCAAGCGCAAGCAUAAUGAUCUCAGACAGGCUGCUGAAAAGUCGCUCGAGGAGCUCAAGAGCCUCCGCGGUGCCAAUGAAGCCCAGAUAGCCGCCGAGCUCGCCCAACGCCUCAGCUUUGUCAACCCCUUUAUCGUUGCCUGCGGUACCAAGAAUGCCAAAUUCACAGGAAUUGCCAUAGUCUGCCUUCAGCGCCUGAUUAUGGUCAGCGCCCUGCCCAGGUCCAAACUGAACCCUGUACUCGAGGCUUUGAGAGAGGCCACGUCGGCGGGCCUAGAUGUUCAGCUCAAGAUCCUGCAAGCUCUUCCCACCCUGCUGCAGAACUAUGCUACCGACAUCAAGGGGGACUUGCUGGUUACUGCCCUCAAUAUCUGCUUCAUACUGCAGACAAGCAAGAACGGGAUAGUCAGCAACACUUCUGCUGCCACCCUCCAGCAGCUGGUGGUGUCUGUCUUCGACAAGGUCGUGACUGAGGACAGAACCACCUCUGACACCGGCUGCGUCGGCGAUGCCCCCACGCAAAAUGGCAACAUCAACCUGCGGUCGGCCGCCAUGGACGCCUACCGCGUAUUCCGGGAUAUCUGCCUGAUGACCGAGAAUCAGCGUCCAGAGUAUCUCAGGUUUACUGGCUUGCAACAGACCUUUGGUCUCGAGCUGAUAGAGUCUGUAUUGACGAACCAUGCCUCCAUAUUCUCGACCCACCCGGAACAAGCACAUGUGCUGCGUACAAACGUCAUGCCGUUCCUCGUCAGUGCACUGUCGGGCAAAACCAACUUUGCCACUUCCGUCCGGCUCGUUCGGAUAUUGUAUACCCUCUUGAGGCGGCAUCUCAAUGUUUUGCUUGCUGAGGGUGGCGAUGCCCUCGAGAUCUUGACGCAGCUUCUGGAUCAAGACACAGCCCUUUGGAGACGAGCUCUUUGCAUGGAGGUUUUCAGGGGCAUUUUUGCCGAGCCUGGGCUUCUUCGAAAGAUUUAUAUGCUCUAUGAUGCAAAAGAAGGGCAAAAGGAUGUCCUCAAAAGCCUGACUGCCACGUUCGUCCGUGUGAGCACCGAAAAACCAGUCAUAAUUGGACUCGGUCAUCAGUCAACCAUCCCCGUCGCCAACCCCUACGCCAAUGUUGGCAGCUCGACGGAUCAAGCAAUGCUCGAAACCAGCGGCGUUACUGGCAUUAUCAGCAGUUCAGUCAGUGGCGAGGGCCACAACACCGGUAUCAGUUCUCACUGGAGUUCUAUGAGAGUCCCCUGCAUAGACCAGCUAGACAAGACGGAGCCCCCGCCUAUACCCGAGUCGUACAUAUAUGCCCUUACCCUGUCUUGUAUUACAUCCUUGUCCGAGGGUCUGGCCAAGUUCAUUCUUCCUCUGACUGUGCCUGGCGACAGCCGCGGCAGACGGAAGGCCACCAAGCAGUCAGAUGCCGGCCGAGACUCCCCCGCUGCAAUUCCUGAGGAGGGCAUCGAGCCCAGCAAGACUGUGAUAGAUCGGGCAGGUACUGCGAAUUCCCUCGAGAGAUCCGGAUCCUUCAAGAGAAAUCCGGUUCCUGUAAACCCAUUGACGCUGAAAGACCAUCCGCUACAUCAGGAGGUCAAAAUAUGCGCUCAGAUCGUUGAUGAAUGUUGGCCAGCGAUCCUCGCAACUUGCUCCACUUUCCUCUACGCCGCUUUGGACUCGGAGUAUUAUCACGGACUCGUGCGGGCAUUUCAGAAGUUCGCUCAUGUGGCAGGUCUGCUGCAGUUGGCUACACCUCGUGAUGCCUUUCUUACUACACUUGGCAAGGCCGCUGUACCGCCCAACGUGUUCACGGCAUGUCUCAAUGCUGGCUCGUCGAAACCGACGCCUGCGACUCCAGCUGCAGAUACACCCAGUAGCAUAUUAGGUAACGCCCGGGGCUUGUUGAGUGUCGACAACUUGGUUACUCCUGUUGGAGCUGCCGGAGAGCGACAGAGACAAGCAUCUAUAGACGCUACUACAGUGCCCCAGACCCUGAACACGCGUAACUUGCUCUGCUUACGUGCGCUUCUCAACCUUGGCAUCGCCCUUGGGCCUACGCUGGCUUCGUCCUGGCGAAUCGUACUGGAGACGCUUCAACAGGCUGAUUUCGUUCUGUUUUCCACCGGCAAAGCGGCGGGAAGGACGCCUCUGGCUGGCAAGGGCGCAGAUCAGAGAGCUGACAGCGAGGCCGCGUCGCUCAUCGCAAAUUUCGGGGUAGAGAUCCGUGCUGUUGAGACGGCAGCGGCAAGGCUCUUCGAAAGCACUGUUGAUUUCCCAAAUGACGCAUUUGGCGAAGUCGUUGAGGCCAUCUGUACGCUUCUUGAGCGACACUUGGAGCAGCAGUCCGAACCCGAAAGUAGACCCCAAUCAUCUUCUUCACAAGCAUUAACGCCCCCUAUCCAGGGGCGGAGGACUCCCAGUGGUCAGCACCGUCGUCUUUUGAGCAUUUCAACAUCAGCUACGGGCGGCCCGAAUCAAGAAGACCAGUUUGCGCUUGCAAAACUUGGCGACGUCGCAACUAUCAAUAUUGAAAGGUUGCUCUCAUACCCGCCUGAUAUUUCUGGCUGGUCAAGACUAACCUCGGAACUCAUACGGACAUUGACUUCUGCGUCAAUGUCUGCCCAAGUUCGUGUCCGUGCUGCUGAGAUCAUAGUGCGUCUUGUCUUGGAAUCUGCGAAUACCGCUGCAAGCUUGGGCGAUGAGUCUCGUAGCAAGGUCCAACUUCGGUUAUUGGAGGCCCUGAGAGACGCACUGUCGCCACUGCAGCAAGAGAACCGGCCGUCAUCUAUCGCACAUUAUGCGAUUGACAUUGACAUUCAUAAAAUCAUCUUGGAGGGGCUUAAGAGCCUGCUUGAUAAUUGUGGAGAGACGCUGAUCAGUGGCUGGGAUAUAGCCUUCGAAAUCAUUGGCAGUAUCUUUGUGAAGAAGAGGUUCGCCAAUGACAGCAAUGCUCAGGAUCCCACCAAUCAGUCAACUGUAAUCCUGACUCGAUCCAGCAAGCUCAUACGAUCUUCCUUCAACUCGCUCCAGCUGAUCAGCUCGGAUUUCCUCUCGUCAUUGCCGAAUUCCUGCUUUCUCAUCCUUGUCGAUACCCUAUAUCAGUUCUGCUCGCAAGACGAUGAUCUGAAUAUCGCACUAACGACUGUUACGUUUUACUGGGUGCUUUCAGACUUCCUAUCAGGGAAAACUCAGUCGCUGCCAAUAACAGACAGACUCAUUGGGGAUGCCGAUGAGACCGCCUUGGCAGAAAAAGCGGCAGAUUCACAGCAUGCAUCAUCCGAUGCUGCCCUCUGGAUGCUGCUUCUCUUGAGGCUGACGAAUGUGACGAGCGAUGACAGGCUCGAAUUGAGAAAUAGUGCCACUCAUACCCUCUUGCGCAUCUUCGAUGCCUAUGGAGAUCGACUCAGCCCAGAGGCUUGGUCAAUUUGCAUUAAAUCAGUCAUAUUCAAGCUCAUGUCGUCCGUGGAAGAACAACUUCGCUCUGUUGGUCAGUCUGAAGCCAACGACAAGAUCCGUGACGAGUGGCAUGAUACAGCCGUGGUUGUUCUGAAUGGAAUAUCCGGGCUGCUCGCCAACUACCUAGACGUGCUCACCGUUCAUCCUACAUUCAAUUCAUAUUGGCAGCAGCUUCUUGGCCACUUCGCCGCCCUCCUCGAUUUUCAGGUUUUAGAGAUCAAUACAGCCACAUUCAAGGCAUUAACGCAGAUUUUAUCACAAAGCCAGAACGGAGCGAAGCAGAACUUCAACAAGACAACAUUAGACUUGGCAUGGGAUCUGUGGUCUCGGGGUAUCCCGAUAGCCAGGAAGAAGGAUGGCGAGAAGCCAACGGACAACCAAAACUGCCUCUUGGCCUACGUUGCAGCUCUUCGAGACGUUUAUCGCCUUAUCCAGGCAGAUCUCACCGUUGACCGUGUGCGUCGGAUGCUGACCCUUCUCCGGGAGGCGAUACAGCAAGCCCUUCCCGGAGCCUUUGUGAUCGACAUUGACUAUGUCACACCUCUCCAGGGUCAGGUAUUAGACGUCCUGAAAAUGCUCAGGACAGAUCUACCAGGAGCCCCCUCUGCCAUCAUUGCUCAGGUAUCUGAGUUCAUCAGUAUAGCCUUUGCAGAGGAUAGGUAUCAAGACAGGGAGCCAACAGAUAAGCGCACAUAUGUGGCCAUGUCCAAAGCCAGUAUGGGAAUUCUGCAAACUCUGAUUGUUGAGCAUGCAGCAGACCUUGAUAUUUACAGCGACGGCGCCUUCUUAGCUGCGUUGACCUCGUUGUCGAAGCCUAUCGUGCUAAAAUAUCAGUUUCCAAUCACCACUAAGUCGGUCAAACCAUGGAAGCAGGCCACGACUUCAGCUCUUGCUAUCCUCGAGGCAACACUGCACCACCUUCUCACACUUGACAUUCCCCGGCCAAUGCUGCAGGAUAUCUGGCAAAUGAUCGUAACCAUUGCAAAUGGUAUCACGAAUGCGAACUGCGAUGCACCACCUGAGCGCAUUCACCUGGCGGACGACCAAGCUUUUGAUGUCAGCUCGUUCAAUAAGCUUCGGGAACUCAUCAUUCCGGCUCUUGGAUCAAACGUCGUUCCGGACAAGACACGGAAAGUUUUCGCAGAAUCCCUCUUCCGAAUGUCUAUCAUUCAUACUCCGGCGCCUGCCGAUACGUCCCUUAUCCACGGUAAUACUAACGGUACGGAAACGCACGGCCUCGCUUCACUCUACAAAUCACGCCCAGGUCGUACCAUCGAUCCACCACCUGUCCUGCGUGAGAAGAUAGCUUAUGUAUGUCUCGAUGAGCUCUUCGCUCUCGUGGCUUCCCACGACGAGGCAAAGCCGCCCCAGAUCACAAUCCAGCCCCCCACACCACGCUUCCCUCCUCCCGGAACGCCCUCGGCAGCCAGUGGCCCCUCGGAGGCCCCGCACGCACUCCGUAUACGUCUGGCUCGCGUGGUGGCACCAUAUCUUAUACUGCGAGCUGCUCUGACACUGCGGGCCUACAUCGCAGACCAGCCCCUGAGGGGUCGAAUGCCGCAGCCGCUGAGCCAGCGAAAGGAGCUGGGACACAUCCUUGAACGGGUGGUUGAGCUCCAGAGCGAGAGCGAAGCGAUCCCAGACUGCACGAAUGUCGAAAGUGAGACGAGAAAACACCUGAUGCGCCUCUACCCGCUCGUCGUAAGCGCAGUGGCCGUUGCCGGCAGGAGCGGCGAUGACGAGAUGGGACGCCGGCUCGGCAAGUGCUUGGAGGUGGUGGGCGGCGAGCUCGGGAUUUAA
Messenger RNA from Neoarthrinium moseri, 5292 nucleotides. RefSeq lists its product as uncharacterized. The record is from RefSeq and is a predicted model, not a curated record. The transcript is spliced from 5 exons. Lineage: Eukaryota; Fungi; Ascomycota; Sordariomycetes; Amphisphaeriales; Apiosporaceae. Bases 1 to 5292 code for a protein of 1763 amino acids.